Plodia interpunctella (Indianmeal moth) is the source of this 1506-nucleotide messenger RNA. RefSeq lists its product as uncharacterized. The record is from RefSeq and is a predicted model, not a curated record. The transcript has 2 exons. Bases 226 to 1068 code for a protein of 280 amino acids. Lineage: Eukaryota; Metazoa; Arthropoda; Insecta; Lepidoptera; Pyralidae.
AAUAGUGAGAGAGAUGGAUGAACGUACGUGCCUACAUGCCGGACAAAGACAGAUACGAAGUGCAGGGUAAUGGAUUUCGCCCAAUCAAAUUGUUUUGAAUUAUCGACUCGACUCCCGAUGCAGUUCAGCAACUCGUCGUCAAAUAUUCUCGUCGUCAAAUCCAUUGUUUACAUCUGAAAUUGGCUGCUUGGGCCUCGGAGUGCUCGGCUAGUUGCAAAUAGUACAAUGGAAUGGUCAAAAGACAAGACCCUAAAAUUAAUUGAACUUUUACAAGUUAAUGCUACUUUGUGGAAUCCAUCGUUGUGUGACUCGAGAAAGGAUAAACAGAAACGGAAAGAAGAGUUACGGGCAAUUUCUGAGCUCCUUGGUAUUCCUAUGCCAGACAUUACUAAAAAGAUUCAACAUUUACGAACCCAGUACAACAGGGAGUCUGCUAGAGAGGCUCGUGCAUUUGUUGAGGAUCCCAAUGAUAGAUACAUCAGCAAUUGGUAUGCAUUUGAGUAUCUUCAUUUCAUGAAGGACUCGAAUAAGCCGUACAGAAUAAUACAGUCUGAAUUGCAACAAGAAGUAAAUGGCAGUGUCACAUCACCAUCAGAUAAUUCAACUGCUGACUGGAAGAUAGUCAAUAUGUCGCCACCACACAAGGUGGCACGCACAGACUCUGGCAGUAUGAGACCCGAAGUCUACCCAUCAGUGUCUCAGUCAGUGUCAAGAGACGAGUUCUCAGUGUUUGGUGAAUAUGUAGCUAAUGAACUGCGGUCUCUAAAAGGGGAGAAAAAUUUACUUGUAGCCAAAAAGAAAAUUCAAGAUGUAAUAUUUGAUGUUAAAAUGGGUUUAAUAUGUGAAACAAAAACUGAGCAGAACACUCCAUGUAGUGUGUUCAACCAGUCUAGUCAACCCCAUACUACUUCAAAUUUAAGUGGAAAGUUAUAUACAGCACCUGUGAUGAGCACCACAACACAUCUGGAUCCUGCCUGCAACUCUCAAGGCGCCCCAUCCUCUGGGAUCAGUGAGAUUAUAAUCAACAGUGCAUGCCAUUACUCAAAUUUUAAAGUGGACAGUCAAUAGCAGUGCCAUCCACUUCCUAAUGAGGAAGUGGAUAAAGACCAGACAUAUACUAUUAGAAAUUAAAUAGGAUAAUAUUUAAUUUAAUUUAAUAAGUCCUAAUAUCUAUUUGUGUGAAAAAUGAAAUUACUUGUGUAUGUGAGGAUUGAUUGAGCCUGUUCUAGAAAUUAAUAAAUAUAUUUAACAACCAGUAAAAAGACGAAAACAAUUUUACAAUUUGUAAAGAAAUUAGACCAAAGAUAAAUAAUAUGAGCUCACUCAGUCCUCACAGUGGGUCCAUCGUAUCUGGAUUGUAUAAGUGUCCUAUUUUAUUAAAACCCCAUAAGUUAAGGGUCACACAUAUUUUUUGUUAUUUUUAGUUAUACCUUAUACAAAUCGUUGUUGUUAUCAAGUACAUUUUAAGUUAUGAAGUCAUAAUUAAAAAUUUACUUAAUAAAAUGA